Molecule: messenger RNA, 5521 nt
Organism: Grus americana (Whooping crane)
Lineage: Eukaryota; Metazoa; Chordata; Aves; Gruiformes; Gruidae
Gene: ELMO2
Product: engulfment and cell motility 2
Exons: 23
Coding region: 3128-5326 (732 amino acids)
Biological process (GO): cell motility; actin filament organization
Source: RefSeq, a predicted model, not a curated record
CUGCAGUCUGUGCUUCUUCCCCAGAGCUUCUGAACAGUCAUUUUACCAGAUACAUCACUGGCGCUCUGCAAAAUAUCCAUUGUAAAAUUUAACGUCUGCCACCCCUCUUGUCUGCAGACGUACAGUGAAAUCUUGUCAAAGAACACUUUUGACAGACAACCUCGUGUUAAGAGGCUGACCUGAAGUACCCUUUGUAUUUGUAGUCCGGUCUUCAUUGUCCUUUUCUGGAAAGCUGCUUCUGCUGAGCCACUGAUCUGUGUAGGUCCUUCAAAGGGUUGUUUGGCCCAGACCGUCUGAAGAGUUUCCCAGGUUUUUUUAAUUUUUAAUUCCUGCUUCUCUGGGUUUGACUUAGCCAAUUCAUUUUUAUAUUUGAAUCUCUUCCUUGGUAGGCUCAUGUAGUAUCUGUUCCAUGGUGCUGCUGUGCAAAGAAACAGUCCUUAAGCUCUGUUUCUUUCACAGCGUACUUGCUGUGCCUUGAAUACUGAUUGGACUAGGGAAUGUGGUUUCCAGUCACGAGUGGGUGCUCAUUUAUGGAAGAAGUUUGGGGCAGAAAUAGCCUAACAUAUCAUGGUGAGUUACUUUCUGAGUUUGUAUGCAGCUGAAAGCUUUUUUUGAGAUAUGAAGGUGGUGUAAGGCAAUGUGGUUACCGUUUUCAGUGGCAAGGACAUCAAGGGAGCUGCAGGUAGAGUGCAUUGCCUCUAGGAGCUGUGGGCCAACCUCUGCAGUACUUUUUUGAUGAAGCAGGAGAUUUUGUUCAUAUUUCUAUUUAUAUGGCACUUAGGGACAUGGUUUAGUGGUGGAGUUGGCAGCGUUAGGUUUACAGUUGGACUUGAUGAUCUUAAGGGUCCUUUCCAACCUAAAUGAUUCUAUGAUUUCUGAAGAAUUUCCCAUAAUAUCAAUGGUUUUGUUUUAAUGUGUACUUCUUUUCCCUGGAUGAUGCAUGUUCUUUGCAAAGGAGAAGACAAGUCAGAGAUUUGUAAAGGCUUCUACCUAUAAUAAUCUAGGCAUCUUUGUUUUGGCAUGUAAAGUACUGUAUUUCCUUGUACUCUUCAGUAGCAACUUGCAAUGUAAGUUGCAGUACGAAUAAAAGACGGCGACUGUACUGCAAGAGGCUGAAGUGAGAAGUGGUAAUUAGAUGCUAAUUACUCAUGGGUAUAUUGGUUAAGAGUUGUAGAUUCAGUUCUCAAUACUCAAGGAAAUAAUCUUUGAGCCUUGCCUCUUUGCCAUGUAUUUGCUGUGGCUGGAACACUGAAUGGAUUUAGAUAGUUCCUAGUCGUGAGCUGGUUCACUUGUGGGAGAAGUAAUUAUCUGUUCAGUUAUCGCAAGCCAGUCUGAUUAUUGGAGAUGAUGUGUGCUUAUGCCGUAUGAUUAAGAUUUCUCAGGCUUUCAGGUUUAAGCCAUCAUAGGCUUUAGUUGCUGAAUGGAGAACAGUGAGGGGGAAUCCCAUAUCAUUUGGGAAUUGCCUGUCUGUCUGUCUCUAGACUUAAUGGAUGAAAACCUGUAUACCCUGCAGAUCUGGGGUGUCGUGCAAAUUGGGCACUUUGUCUGGGGAAUAUGUACAGAGCUGUGCUACUGCUUGUAUACUGGGAAUUGCCAUCGUGUACUUAAAGAUUUAGUUGAUGAGUUAUCCCUGUUUUGAGCUAUUGCUGCAAAAGACAUUUGAAAGUCUAAAUGAUUUAUUGAUUUAUUUAUCUAUUUGUACGUGUAAUUCAGGAGAAGGAAGUGAGGAAGACUGAUUCAUAGUUUUAUUAGGUUCAUCUAUCUCUUUGCGAGACAGAAGGGUCGGGUAAGCUCCGAAUUCUUAUGCCUGCUGCUGCACAGUACAUUGGUUCAGCAGGCUUUCUUGGUUCCGCCUCGUAUCUUUAUUACACUGUACUUGGACGUUAGAGAAAAUCAGGGGUUUAGGAUCAGGAGGGAUUCUUCUGACUUGCAGUGUGGCAUGCUUGGCAGACUCAGAAAUAUCAGGUAUUGGGCAUCGACCUGUGAACAGGCUGAGGAUAACUGAUAACAAGGUAGGCUUGCUAUGGAUCCUAACCCCAACAAUAAGUGCUGUACAGGGGGCUGCAGUCUUCUAAAUAUAUCUGGGUUCAAAGCAUUCCUGCCUUUAUGCAGAUUCCUAAGUGCUUUGCUCUGCUUAUGCAAUGAGGCAAGGUGCUAUUCUGGUCCUGGGUUCCUUAUGCUUUGUUGCCAGAAUUCCUAGUUCACUUUGGACAAAAGACCACCAGCUGCUUCAGGAUGAGUGGAGAAGAAAGGAGUAGAGUCCAAUUUACUGAUUGCAGUGGGUAUUGAAAAUAGUACCAGCAGCUGUGUAUGCAUUUAGGGUUAGAGGCCUCUUGAGAACAUAUUUGCUGCAAGUUAACGUGUCUCUCCUAGCAAAGAGUAAAUCAUAUGUUUCUGUCUUGGAGUGAGAGAAUAGAACACUGAUAAUCAAAAUUUCUGAAGGAAAGAAUAUGUUAACACAUGCUCAUAGGAUUUGGAGACUGUUUCCAUAGGACAGUAUAUGCUCAGUGCUUUCUGUUUGUGAAUUAGCCUAGCUCUGUGGGCUGCAAAGGCUUCUGAGAAACACUAAUUUAAUUGAGCUCUGAUAUAAGCAGGCUUCUUUUGUGUGACCUCACUUGUCCAAGCUGGAGUUUUUUACCUGAUGCACUUUCCCUGAAGGACAGGCUUUCCUGUUCGUUGUCAAGAUUAGAGUGGUAAAUUUUUUAUCCAGCGUGAAUCUUGGAACGGGAGAUGGCUUUGUUGUCUUCCCUCCAGGAUUAGGAAGUAAAAUAUCAGGUGCUGUUUGUGUAACUGUAGUUGGAGUAGUCCAAUUUCCUGGGCCAGGCAUCUCUGCAGCUGCUUGCUCUUUGCUGAUCCGUGGAAGGUUCUCUCUUCUCUGCUUGCCGUGCAUCAGGAAAAUUCCAAAGGCUGCUGGUUUCCCUUCAAGUCUUAGCCUGUCUUAGCAUCUCUUUCCCAGUUGAUCAAGGAAGUCGGGAAGCCUCUUACUACCAGAUGAAGCACAAAGCAGCAUGUCUGACAACUGUCUGGGACCAAACCCUGAACACAAGCUUAUGCUCUAAGGCAGAUAAAGAAGUGAAAGGUGUGGGGGUGUAUGCUGUUGUAAAGGCACCUGGAGGAGUCUGGAGCAAUGCCACCACCUUCGGACAUUGUGAAAGUAGCUGUUGAGUGGCCAGGUGCCAAUGCCCAGCUGCUGGAAAUAGAUCAGAAAAGGCCUCUUGCAUCCAUCAUCAAGGAGGUCUGUGAUGGGUGGUCAUUGCCAAACCCCGAAUACUACACCUUGCGGUAUGCUGAUGGUCCUCAGCUGUACAUCACAGAGCAGACUCGUUGUGACAUCAAGAAUGGAACUAUCCUACAGCUGGCAGUCUCCCCGUCUAGGGCGGCUCGCCAGUUGAUGGAGAGGAUCCAGUCGCACAGUAUGGAAGCCCGACUGGAUGCCAUGAAGGAACUGGCUAAACUUUCAGCAGAUGUGACCUUUGCCACAGAGUUCAUCAACAUGGAAGGGAUUACAGUGCUGACACGGCUUGUGGAGAGCGGGACCAAGCUUCUGUCACAUUACAGUGAGAUGUUGGCUUUCACCCUGACUGCCUUCUUGGAGCUCAUGGACCAUGGUAUUGUCUCUUGGGACAUGGUCUCAAUAACCUUCAUCAAACAGAUCGCAGGGUAUGUGAGUCAGCCUAUGGUAGAUGUCUCCAUCCUCCAGCGAUCCCUAGCCAUUCUAGAAAGCAUGGUGCUAAACAGUCAGACUCUGUAUCAGAAGAUAGCGGAAGAGAUCACCGUGGGGCAGCUCAUUUCUCAUCUGCAAGUCUCAAACCAAGAGAUUCAGACAUAUGCCAUUGCCCUGAUCAAUGCCCUCUUCCUGAAGGCACCUGAGGACAAGAGACAGGACAAGCUGCUUAACCCACUAGACCUGCCCAUCACUGAAAUGGCUAAUGCAUUUGCCCAGAAGCACCUGAGGUCUAUAAUCCUGAAUCACGUGAUCAGAGGAAACCGCCCAAUUAAAACAGAAAUGGCACAUCAGCUGUACGUGCUGCAGGUCCUGACCUUUAAUCUCCUGGAAGAGAGAAUGAUGACCAAGAUGGAUCCCAAUGAUCAGGCACAGAGAGACAUCAUAUUUGAAUUGAGAAGAAUUGCAUUUGAUGCAGAGUCUGACAGCAACACCAUCCCUGGCAGUGGAACAGAAAAACGCAAAGCCAUGUACACCAAGGACUACAAGAUGCUGGGAUUCACUAAUCACAUCAAUCCUGCCAUGGAUUUUACUCAGACUCCUCCAGGGAUGCUGGCAUUGGACAGCAUGCUCUACUUGGCCAAAUUUCAUCAGGACACCUAUAUCAGGAUUGUUCUGGAGAACAGCAGUCGAGAAGAUAAGCAUGAGUGUCCCUUCGGGCGCAGUGCCAUUGAGCUUACCAGGAUGCUUUGUGAGAUCCUGCAAGUUGGGGAACUCCCCAAUGAAGGCCGGAAUGACUACCACCCCAUGUUUUUUACCCAUGACCGUGCAUUUGAGGAGCUAUUUGCCAUCUGCAUCCAGCUGUUGAACAAGACCUGGAAAGAAAUGAGGGCGACAGCAGAAGAUUUUAAUAAGGUUAUGCAGGUUGUGAGGGAACAGAUCACACGGGCUCUCCCCUCUAAACCAAACUCCUUGGACCAGUUCAAGAGCAAACUGCGCAGCCUGAGCUAUUCUGAGAUUCUGCGACUCCGCCAGUCUGAGAGAAUGAGCCAAGACGACUUCCAGUCACCACCUAUUGUGGAGCUGAGAGAAAAAAUCCAGCCUGAGAUCUUGGAGCUGAUAAAGCAACAGCGCCUGAACAGGCUUUGUGAAGGAAGCAGCUUUCGAAAAAUUGGAAAUCGCAGAAGACAGGAAAGAUUUUGGUAUUGUCGCCUGGCUCUGAAUCACAAGGUGCUACACUAUGGAGAUCUGGAAGAUAAUGCCCAGGGGGAAGUGACCUUUGAAUCUCUACAGGAAAAAAUUCCAGUUGCAGACAUCAAAGCCAUUGUCACAGGGAAGGAUUGUCCACAUAUGAAGGAGAAAAGUGCACUGAAACAGAACAAGGAAGUGUUAGAAUUGGCCUUCUCGAUAUUAUACGAUCCUGAUGAGACCUUGAACUUCAUUGCACCUAAUAAAUAUGAGUACUGUAUCUGGAUUGAUGGGCUUAACGCUCUCUUGGGGAAGGACAUGUCCAGCGAGCUGACUAAAAGCGACCUGGACACGUUGCUGAGCAUGGAAAUGAAGCUGAGGCUCCUGGACUUGGAGAACAUCCAGAUCCCCGAGGCGCCGCCGCCCAUCCCCAAGGAGCCGAGCAGCUACGACUUCGUGUACCACUACGGCUGACGGGGCUGCGCUGUACGGGCCGCUGCAGGCAGCCCCGGGCCGCGACUGCCGCUCGUUCCUCGGCGGGAGCACCCGUCCGAGCGCGCCCUGCCGCGCGGCCGUCCCGCGCCCGCUGCUCGUGCCACUGCCGGGGGCGGGGCGGGGCCGGGCGCCGCCCGCCUUUUGUAUGCGUUACAAUAAUAACCAAUAGCCGCC